Messenger RNA from Sipha flava (yellow sugarcane aphid), 4849 nucleotides. RefSeq lists its product as uncharacterized. The coding region runs from base 148 to 4218 and encodes 1356 amino acids. The transcript has 23 exons. The record is from RefSeq and is a predicted model, not a curated record. Gene Ontology annotation, cellular component: cytoskeleton. Lineage: Eukaryota; Metazoa; Arthropoda; Insecta; Hemiptera; Aphididae.
CUGCCGCCUACAUGUCUUACGUCCAUAUGCCUUUCAUCGCCAUUUGGCCGGUUCCCUUUGCAUGGGGUCUCCAAGGAAUCGCUGAUUGCGAUGUUUAAAAUAUACUUGUAACUAGAUAUAUGUAACUACGGGAGUUAAAUUUUGGUGAUGGACGUCGAUCCGUUAUGUGGCUUGUCAGACUGUUCAUCUACGUCGGUUCGAUCAUCUUGGAGUAGUUCAGCAGAAAACAGCGAGGACGAAUGGCGACAUAAAGUAGAUGAGUUGCGAUGGUACAUUGAUCCGUCAUUGAUGCAGGAUGGUAAUACCGUCAAACACAUAGGCAAAUAUGAGUUGUCGGAGUUGGAAAAACGGGUGCUGGAAGCGGAAACGAGAGCCGUGGAAGCAGAAGGAAAGGUGCGUGUUAUGGAGGAACGGCUCCAAGCCGAAUGGACUACACAUUUACCGGACCAAGCGGAGAAGGAACAAGCUAUUAGCAAGCUGGCGACCCAGGUGGAAGAACAGCGUCAGCUGAGGCUGCAAGACGCCAAAAUGGUCGAGGCCAAGGCGGCUCGCAUCAAGGAAUGGGUGACUAACAAGCUGAGGGAUCUAGAAGCUCAGAACCAACACCUGCGAGAGCAGAACCACAAGUGCAACCAGCAGUUGGAGUUGCUUAGGCGGCACAUGGCCCAGCUAAGCGCGGACAAGAUGGCCGUGAGCGCUUGUGCUGGGACCUCGUCACCACGCACUAGUACGUCAUCGUUGCAUAGGGCCAACAGCACUGGCUCCACGCACGCUCUGUCCGACAACGAACCGGUUUACGCUCAAGUCGACCGACACCACAAGACGCGAACACCCGAACGGUCGCAGCGCACCCAUCGCCGGCACAUGUCUGCCUGCGUGCAAGUGCCGCCUGCGGAGUCGACCGACGGCACAGGCAUUCCUAUCCACGAACAACUGGUUAACGAUCUGACUACCACCACGGAUUCGUUAAACUUGAACGCCAUCAGACCGAAAUCUGUGUGCAUUGAAUCGGACAUCACGCACGACUAUGCGGAGAUCUACACACCGAGUAGGGAGAAAUUGCCAUGGGACAAAUCCAACAACAAACCACCGACUCCGCCUCUGCACAGGUUUCCCUCGUGGGAGUCUCGUAUAUACCAGGUGGCCAAUGAAGGGUUGUCUACCGUACCCACGAGCCAAGUAGAACCCACUAUCGCUGCGGCUGCCAAUUCCACUGCCGUGCAUCCUACCAGGGUAGUGACGUCGCAAGGGUACUGUGAUAUAAGCGUCCCCGUGUACGCCACCGUAAAAGGGAGGGCCAGUCAAAUUAGGUCCAGUCCAUUCACUGGUGACUCGUCAGAUGACUCUAGUGACGGUGAAGGUGAACAUACGAACACGGCAAACACGCACAGUAUUGCUACCAGAAUCACGAACAGUAGUAGUACGGACAACACAGACACGUCAUUGUCUAGUUCCAGUCCCAGUAAGAGCCAUAAGACUGCGUCAACGUUCUCGCCGGUUAAACACAAUUCUUCCGGAUCACCAUCGAAAAAUACUUCUAUGGAGUCCGGCAUAUCGGAUGAUUACGCAAUUCCGCCAGAUGCAAUGUCGUGCGGCGAAGAUUCGACUGAAUGGUCGUCGUUGGUGCUGAGGUUAAACCUUAAUGGUGCAGCUGUUGUAGCAGAUAGUCCGAGUCGUUGUGCCAAAACAGGGGUGCUUGAUAAGUCUGGACAUUUGGCGAAACUUGGUGGCAAAUUAAAGACGUGGAGACGGCGGUUUUUCGUGUUAAGCAAUGGCAAACUUCGUUAUUGGAAAACUCAAAAUGAUGUAGCGCGCAAACCACAACGAGAAAUUACAAUUGAUGACCUAUGCAGAAUAACCCGAGCCGAAGGCGCUGCUACGUUUGAAAUAUCAACUAGUAAAAAAACAUUUUACUUAACUGCAGAUUCAAUUGCAGCUAUGGAAGAUUGGGUUAAAGUUUUACAAAAUGUUCAAAGACACAACGCUACCAAGUUGUUACUGAACAAUGAAAACCACAAACCAACGAUUCAAGGGUGGUUAACGAAAGUAAGGAAUGGUCAUGCAAAACGAUGUUGGUGUGUGCUUGUAGGAAAAACCUUUUUGUAUUUCAAAUCGUCAACUGAUACAAGUGCAUUUGGACAAAUAAAUAUGCGUGAUUGCCGUGUAGAAACCGUUGACCAUGUUUCUGAUUCAGAUAGUGAAGAAAGAGAUUCUAAUCAGCCACCAACCAUAGCUUUGCAUCCAUUACAUCAAGGUCCUCCAACUUAUUUACUUAUGUCUUCUAAACAAGAAAAGGAUUCGUGGCUAUACCAUCUUACUGUAGUUUCUGGCAGUGGUUCUCAAUCAGGGUCACAGUUUGAACAGCUUAUUCAAAAAUUAAUGGAAGCAUCAGGCGAUCCAAAUUGUGUGUUGUGGAAACAUCCAACUCUUUUGCAUUCAAAGGAAGCAAUCAGUUCACCACUAACCACUUUAUCCAAUGAAACGCUACAAUAUGAAGCAAUAAAACUAUUUAAAAGUUGUCAAUUAUUCAUGUCAGUAGCCAUCGAAAAUGCUGGUAUUGAUUAUCAUGUGGUAUUAGCUCAAAAUGCAUUGCAGCUAUGUUUAGAUAACUGGGAAUUACAAGCUGAACUAUUAUGUGCCCUUGUCAAACAGACGUCUAGACAUGCAUCUCAUAAACACGGCGUCCAGGUAUUCUCCAAACUGCGGCAUCGUUCGCUGUUUACUUGUGAUGCUGCCUUGGCCUCAUCGCCUACUAUCAGCACUACCCAGUCAGUAGUGCCAGGAUCACCAAACCACAGUAUGACCGCACCGCCUAGUCCAGCUACAUCAUCAUUACUGGACCAUUGUAAAGCAAACCCACCUAUGUAUGUUUUCGUCCAGGGAUGGCAAUUAUUAGCGCUGGCUGUUUCCCUUUUUGUACCGAAAAACACCAAACUCCUUUGGUUUCUCAAGUUACACUUGAAACGUAACAUAGACACCAAGACUGAAUGUGGAAAAUAUGCUGCAUAUUGUGAACGUGCUUUGGAGCGAACCAUACUGAAUGGCAUUCGCGAUGUAAAACCAUCUAGAAUGGAAGUUUUAUCAAUUUUGUUAAAAAAUCCUUAUCACCAUUCGUUGCCUCACUCCAUACCUGUUCAUAUGCUCAAUGGGACUUAUCAGGUUGUUGGUUUCGAUGGAUCUACAACUAUAGAAGAGUUUUUAUCUACAUUCAAUCAAGAAACUGGAUGCAGAGAUAGUCAACAUUCAGGUUUCACAUUAUUUAGUGAUGAUCCCAUUGAAAAAGAUCUGGAACACUAUAUUGAAUCCCAAGCUAAAUUGUGCGAUGUCAUAUCAAAAUGGGAAACUGUGUUGCGGGAAAAAGGUUCUGGCAAAUUUGAAAAUACACGAGUUAUACGAUUGAUUUUCAAGAACAGACUGUAUUUCAAAUCCUUUGUCAAGAAAGAGACGGAUCGUGAAAGACUAUUGCUCUGUUAUCAAGUAAAUCAACAGGUGGUUCAAGGUCGAUUCCCUCUUACUAAAGAGCUUGCUUUAGAGUUGGCUGCUCUAAUGGCACAGAUUGAUUUUGGUGAAUUUAAUUGUGAUAAAAACCGUGGCAGCGGUGGUACCACUAAGGAAUUGCAAGUGCUCCAAUCACUUGAUAAAUUCUAUCCAUCUCGAUACCGCGAUGGGGCUUCUCAAGAAGCAAUCAAACAUCUUCAGACAGGUCUUCAAGAAAAAUGGAUGUCUCUGAAAGGACGGAAUUUAGUUGAUUGUGUUCGAAUAUAUUUAACUUGUACUAGAAAGUGGCCAUAUUUUGGAUGUACUCUUUUCCAAGCCAAAAUGAAACAUGGAGAAAAUACAGUACUACCAGGUACUGUAGUGUGGUUAGCUGUAUCCGAAGAUAGUAUCAGUUUAUUGGAAUUGCGUUCAAUGCAAUUAAUCGAAACAUAUAUGUUUAGUCAAGUGUUAACAUUUGGUGGUUGCCAAGAUGAUUUUAUGUUAGUUAUUGCAUCUGAUUCUGCAAUUAUAGAAUCCCAUAAACUUUUGUUUUCCUUAAGCAAACCAAAGAUUCUAGAGAUAACAUUGUUGAUUGCUGAUUACAUGAAUGCAUUAGCUCAGAAUAGUGCAACAUUGGGCAGUUCGCUGAGUCGCAAUAUGCAGCCUGAUAUACUAAAAGCUACUCCAGACCAUCAAUUACAUAGAAACGAUUCACAAACCAAGAAGCGUAUUGACUCAUGACAAUAAAUUUCUACAUAACAUUUUUAAUUAUUAUAGUGCCACAAUAUCAUCGCGUGUUUGCACUUCGGCCAUACAAUUUAACUAUAAAAUGAAAUAUUUGGAUAUUUCAUUAUCUACAAUAUUAAUUUAAUGCUAAUAUAAUAACUAUACUUUCCUUUUUUUUUUUUUUUUUUAAUUUCGUUUAUUUCAUACGAUCUUGCCAUCGAUUUUUACCAAGUUAAAUUUUAUGAAAUACUUGUUAAAUUACGCACGAAUACAUAAAGACUAGAGUAACUUUAGGUGUUAUAAUAUUAUAUAAAUUUAGUUUGAAUAUUAUGUUACCAAGAGGUUGUACGAAAUCCAAAUAAUAUUGAUAAUAUAUAACUAAAUAAAUUAAAAUAUAAUUGUAUUGUCUCGAAGUGGUACUUGGUACGUGGCCAUUGAUAACUGACUGCCAUUAUUGGUAGGGCUUGUGCCCUAUUUAGUCUGUAUAUUCAUUAUUAAAUACCAUUCAUAAUAUUCCUGUAACGUUUAUUUUUACUUUUAUUUGUUACAAUCGAAUUUAUACAAAGUGGAGUCUGAUAAGAAAAAUGUGUUCAAUUUUUUAUUUUGAAUGCAUCUCCUUAUGAAAUAAUUUUGUUGUUUUCAGUCU